AUGACUGUUCCGUCCGAAGUAGUAAUGAACAUUCGAAUUCUGAAGGCACUUGGGAAUGUUUUUCCAGAGGGGCCUGCCCGGCACUUUAUUGUGGCAAAUACACUAAGGAAGCUUAAAAAACCAAAUGCUAUUACUGGAGAUAUGCUGUGGAGGUUUCUCUCCGUGUACUAUUUUGUAUCUGAGGAACUUGCAAUUCCAAACUCAUCAAGUAACUACAUCUGCUUCUCCCUUGAUGACUAUAUGAUAUGCGACACAAAGUAG
Molecule: messenger RNA, 261 nt
Organism: Nematocida ausubeli
Lineage: Eukaryota; Fungi; Microsporidia
Exons: 1
Coding region: 1-261 (86 amino acids)
Source: RefSeq, a predicted model, not a curated record